AUGGGGUUACUUGAUACCUCCACCAUUCGCAUGGUUUCAAAACUAGUACAGGUUUUGUUGCUGUUUCAUCAUGUGGUUAUUGCUAACUCUUCAUACUCUUCGCAGAAGCAGUAUCCAUCUUGCCCUAAUGAGGAGAAGUCCGCCCUGCUGCAAUUCAAUGACAGCUUUACGAUUGACAAAUCUGCUUCUAGAUCUCCCAAUGCUUAUCCAAAGGUUUCAUCAUGGAAACCAGCUGAAGGAGGAAAUAGCACCUGCUGCUCAUGGGAAGGUGUCGAGUGUGAUGAGAAGACGGGUCAUGUGAUUGGCCUAGAUCUUGGUAGCAGCUGUCUCCACGGCUCUAUCAACAGCAAUAGCAGCCUCUUCCGCCUAGUUCAUCUUCAAAGGUUAAACCUCUCUGACAAUAACUUCAAUUACUCUCAAAUUCCUACUAGCAUUAGGAAUUUUCCAAGCCUUACUCAUCUUGACUUCUCUACCUCUGUCUUUUCUGGUCAAGUCCCUUCUGAAAUUUCACUGUUAUCCAAGUUGACAUACCUUCGUCUAUCUGGCAAUGUAGAUUAUUUGUCAGAAGAAGAGUAUCGUCCCUUUUUGAAACUUGAAGCAUCAGAUCUUGGAAGCUUAGUUCAAAACUUAACUAGUCUCGAAGUACUUUCCCUCAUUUUCGUAAACAUAUCUUCGGCAAUGCCUCAUUCAAUGGCUAAUUUAUCAUCAUUGACAGCCCUCUACCUCAAAGGCUGUCACCUGUUUGGUGAAUUUCCUGUGAGAAUUUUCCAACUACCAAACCUAGAAUUUCUUAGUGUGAGAUACAACCAAGAUUUGACUGGAUAUUUUCCUGAAUUUAAUCGAAGUAGUCCUCUCAUCUUACUGAAAGUAAGCUUUACUAGCUUUUUUGGAACCAUACCCUCUUUAAUUCAAAAUCUUCAUUCACUGCAAAACUUGGAUGUGGCACAAUGCAAUUUUUCAGAAGGGUUGGUUCCAUCUUCACUUGGGAAUCUUAGGCAGCUCACUUAUCUAGACAUUUCAGCCAAUAAAUUUGGAGGUCCAAUUCCUGAUUCCUUGGCAAACCUUACCCAACUAGCUACUUUUAGGAUUAGUACAAGUUUUUUAACUGGUCCAAUCCCAUCUUGGCUAGGCAACUUUAGCAAACUUGAGUACCUAGAUUUUGCUUUUAAUAGAUUAAAUGGUUUAGUUCCUGCGUCAUUUUCAAAUCUCACAAAUCUUCAUAUUCUUUAUCUACAUUCGAAUACUCUAAGUGGUGCAGUGGAGUUUCAAAUGUUUCAAAAUCUACAAUUUCUUUACCAACUCCAAUUAAGCUGGAACGCUAUAGAAUUUGUCACUGAAUCCAAAAUUUUGAAUUCAACAGUUCAACAGUUCACCGUUCUUGGAUUGAGUAAUUGCAGCAUAGGAGAGUUUCCAUCCUUCUUACAAUAUCAGAAGGGGUUGACGCGUUUGGAAAUUGCUGAAAGCAAAAUCCGAGGCCAAGUACCAAAAUGGAUGUGGAGCACAAGCUUAGAAACUUUGGUAUUCCUAGACAUAAGUGGAAACUUCAUUUCAGACCAAUUUCCAGUUGUCCUUCCUUGGGUGAACCUGGGGCAGUUGUCGAGGUCAUUGGUCAAUUGUGUGAGGCUUGAGUAUCUUGUUUUGUCAAACAAUCAAUUCAGUGGUGUUUUUCCCAUUUGGUUGGGGACUCUUCCAGAGUUAAAACUUUUGGCAAUGCGCCAUAAUGGAUUCUACGUUCCAUCUUUGUUUCCAGAUAUUAUUAUAAACAAGUUAGCAUAUAUGUACACAAACGUGAUUUAUGAAGUCAGUGGACUCAGGAUCCAUAAAAGUAUUGGGUACGCACUCACACUAGCAACAAAAGGGAAAAUUCCAAAAUUCAUUGGGAAUCUGAAGGAGCUUCGGUCGCUGAAUCUUUCCCAUAACAUUCUCACUGGUUCUAUACCAUCAUCCUUCGGAAACUUGAUGAAGCUUGAAUCGUUGGACCUUUCACAAAACAAGCUCUCAGGGCAGAUCCCCCAACAACUGAGGCAACUUACUUUUCUUGGCAGUUUCAAUGUCUCGCACAACAAUCUCACAGGUCCUAUACCAGAAGGAACCCAGCUUAGUUCAUUGAAUAUUACUUCAUACGAGAGAAACCCAGGGUUGUGUGUAGAUCCAUUGCCAAAGAAACGUGGAAAUCCUAAGGCCCCUCAACUUCCACCUCCAACCGUAGACGAAGGUGAUUCUAGCUCAGCAGGAAUAUUUGAAUUUGAUUGGAAAAUUGUUUCGGCCGGAUGUGGAAGUGGGUUGGUAGUGGGAGUAGUUCUUGCAGAUGUUGUGAUCACAAGGAGGCCCGACUUGUUUCUUAAGAUUGUUGGAAUGAUCAGACAAAUGAUAUGGAAAAUUUAG
This is a messenger RNA of Pyrus x bretschneideri (Chinese white pear), 2385 nucleotides long. RefSeq names its product receptor-like protein 9DC3. Lineage: Eukaryota; Viridiplantae; Streptophyta; Magnoliopsida; Rosales; Rosaceae. The record is from RefSeq and is a predicted model, not a curated record. Bases 1 to 2385 code for a protein of 794 amino acids. Gene Ontology annotation, molecular function: protein binding. The transcript has 4 exons.